AGACAACAGCAACAGCAGCAGUAAGGCUGACGGCAGCUGGAGCCCAGACCUGAGUCGAGGCUGGGAGAGGGGCAGGGUGUCCAAGUCCCCUCCUCAAGUGACUUGCAGGCAAGUCCUCUCAGCACACAGCGCCUACAGCCAGGGCUCGUCCACAACCACAAGCGCCUUCUCUCCCUCGGGGCCAGUACUUCCCGUUCCCGGCUUCAGACAAGAUCCUGACCUAAGGACUUGUAACAGCCGAGACAAAGCCCAGAGAUGGAAGCAGACAAGGUCACAGAAGAGCCUCAUACCACCAUGGAUGCGGAAGAGAGCCUUUCUUCAAAGGACCCCUCUGCUGAGGACUCACAGGAGCCCCCUAUCCCUGAAAUCCCCUUAGAGCCUGCCCUCUCUGAAACCCCUUUAGAGCCCCUUGCCUCUGAAUCUCAUAUGGUGCCAUCCAUUUCCCAGAUCCCUUUAGAGACCCACACCUCUGAAACCCCUUUGGAGCCUUCCAUCUCUGAGAUUCCUUUAGAACACUCUGCCUCUGAGGUCCCUUUGGAGACCCCUACCCCUGAGACCCAGUUGGAGACUCACAUCUCCAAGGACCCAGAGAAACACCUUAUUUUUCAGACCUCAUCACUAAGCUGUGUCUCUGUGUCUUCCUCUGAUUAUCUGAAGGAAGCCUUCUCUGAGUCUUCCUCCAGUGAGGGCUCAUGGACAAGGAGGUCUAUCCAGACCUCUGAAUCUGAGAGCCUUCCAAAGCACUCCCUUUCAGGCCUUCCAGCCCAGGUCCACCUGGACACAUCUGCAAAAGAUGGGGAAGAGGAAGAAGAGGGAGAGAAAGGGGUGGCUGCCACUGACAGCACCGCUCACGCAGCUCAGCCUGAACACCAGCUGGACAAGAAGAAGGGGAAGAAAGGAGUCAGCUGUUACACCAUCCACCCAGUGGUCCCUGCUGAGCAGGCAGACCUGGUGGAAGUGACUAAGGCAAUGCGCAAAGGGAAGUUUGGUGCUCAGGUGAAUUAUCUUUUCCAGUGGGAGAAGGAGGCAGCCCUGAAUGCCAUCCAAACAGGUCUCUAUAUUGGCUGGCGCUGCCCCCAUUAUCUAUGGGACUGUUUCCGGAUUGGGGAUGAGUCCAAGUGCUUUUGUGGACACUUGUUGAGAGAGCACCAGAUCAUCUCAGACAUAUCCGUGCCCUGCAAUGUGGGCCAGUGCCGCUGCCUCAUGUUCUGCUUUAUCCCAUCACGCCCAGAGGAGGUGGGUGAGUUCUGGCUCAAGAGACGGGCCACCUUUGACCCCAGGGCUUGGAGAGCCCAAUGUCGCUGCAAACACAGCCACGAAGACCACGCAGCUACCAGGUCCCAUUCCUGCAAGGUCAAAGGCUGUUGGUGCAACUGCUUUGAGUCUAAUUUCCUCUGUGCAGCCGUGACUGGCGCUGGGAAGAACAUGAGACUUUCUUUGAGACUGAGGAGACCCAGCAGUGAGGAGGGAGGCCUCACGGUGAGGGGGCAACCUGGGGUAGAGGCCCACUCCAGGGUCUGUAAUCAGAAGGCCAGGCAGGAAGGCACUCCUGCCCUCAACCACCCCAUCCAGGACUACUUCACCCCUCCCUCCUGCAUCCCAUACCCGCACUGGUUUCCACCCCCAGGAGCAGAUUAUGUGCCUUUCGCGGAGAUGCCUACCCUCCGAGAAGCCAUCAUCAACAACUCUGACUUCGAGGCCCUCCAGGAGAAGCGGCCCUCUGGCCGUCCCAGCUCCCACCCUAGUCCCCCUGGGCUCCCUAGCCCAUACAAUGUCCAGCCUGGCCCCAUAUCUGACCCCUGUACCUGACCCUUUCACCUCUGCUCUUCCCUCCUCCAGGGACAGACACCUGGCACAGGCCUCUGUGAGCCUGGCCCAGAUCAGCAAUAAAGGGAAAGCCACUGGAAUCUGACUGGCUCUGUAUGAGGCAGAUAGAGCCCGGCCCAGGGUAGACACCCUAGGACCUUGGAGUUGGCACCUACAGGGGGUGAGAGAGAGCACCAGGCAGGAGAGAGGCUGGAUCCAGCCAUCUGCCUCCACUGCACCCACGUUCAAACUGCUAGCUCUGGCAUCAGGAGGAGAGAGUGGCUUCAAGGAAGCCAAGGAGGGAGGGGAUUUCAAGAAGGAGCAGUGAUGUUAGACACAGAUAGGGGCUCCAGUAAGACAAAGACUGAAGAGUGUCCAUCAGGUUUUGCAAUCAGAAGGUCUUUGGUAACUUCAGAGGGUGCAGCUUCAGUGGUGCAGUGGACCAAA
Molecule: messenger RNA, 2253 nt
Organism: Balaenoptera musculus (blue whale)
Lineage: Eukaryota; Metazoa; Chordata; Mammalia; Artiodactyla; Balaenopteridae
Gene: FAM221B
Product: family with sequence similarity 221 member B
Exons: 7
Coding region: 256-1809 (517 amino acids)
Source: RefSeq, a predicted model, not a curated record